Prunus armeniaca (apricot) is the source of this 426-nucleotide messenger RNA. The record is from the annotation of a GenBank genome assembly. Lineage: Eukaryota; Viridiplantae; Streptophyta; Magnoliopsida; Rosales; Rosaceae.
AUGGGUGGCUAUUAUCCAGUUCCAGUGGGCUACAAGUUCAGACCUUCAGAAGAAGAACUAUUUCUUCACUACCUUCUCUCCAGACUGAACGGAGAGGACUAUCGCAAAGGCGUUGUUCCAAACUGCGAUCUUUACGGCUUCUUUGUUUUUGGCUUAUGUUGCUUUUGGGUUCUUCAACAGCCGCAACACAGGAGGCUUCUUAGCCUGAAAUUGAUCUGGAAUUUCGUUGUGCUGAAGGUGGGGAAGUAUAUAACACGCCAUUUUCUGUUUUUGGUACUCAAGAACACUCGCAAGGUUUUCUCUAAGUACCACAACAUGCUUAUGGACACUCACAACGUGUUCAUAGCACUCAGUAUAGUGGGGUUCUUGCAGAAGCCCAUCUGUACAUUCACAACAGAAAGGUCCUUGCAGGAGCUCUCUGUGUAA